Messenger RNA from Mus musculus (house mouse), 10363 nucleotides. RefSeq names its product AF4/FMR2 family, member 4 (gene Aff4). The record is from RefSeq and is a predicted model, not a curated record. The transcript is spliced from 21 exons. Gene Ontology annotation, biological process: response to endoplasmic reticulum stress; regulation of gene expression. Lineage: Eukaryota; Metazoa; Chordata; Mammalia; Rodentia; Muridae. Gene Ontology annotation, cellular component: nuclear body; nucleus; nucleoplasm. Bases 1247 to 4642 code for a protein of 1131 amino acids.
CAUGGGACACCAAUGACAGGAUUGUAUGUUUUUCAGAUGUAGAGGAAGAGGACACUUUUCUUGCGCUACUAUUACUGGAUUCUAGGAAACCUUAAAACUUUGUCUAAUUACUGAUUCCAAUUAAAUUAUGGCUUGUCUGGACUAGCAGGAUGUUAAGAGCGAUGGUGUUUGUGUGUGUGUGUGUGUGUCGCCGUGUGUUGUUUUGACAGGGUUUUCUUAGUAGCUCAGAUUGGCCUUGAAUCCACUAAGUAGCCCACAGAGGCUGAUAUUUAUUUAUUUACUUAUUUAUUUAUUUAUUUAUUUAUUUUUUUAAGACGAUGCAGGGCCGGCUUAUCCUCCCACAGUAAGUCACACGCAGCAGUGGACGACGUCGCUGCGGACCUCCACGUCAUCCUUCCCUCUCUACUCCUGCGGUGCGCUGCGGGACACGGGCGGCAGGGCCUGGGCCUUCACCUGCACCCCAAAACCGGUCGGCCGGGCUGCGCCCCGCCCCGCGGCGCCUCCCUAGCGGGCUGCGCAGGAGGGCGUGUGCCCCGGGCCGGGUUCUGUCCCCGGGUCUGACGCUGGUGCGGCCCCGCGGAACCUGCUGCGACCCGCGCUUCGCAUCCCCGCUCCCCAGCCCCGGGCCCAGGCGCCCCCGCACGUCAGCCCGCGCGUCAGCCCCGCCGACGCCGCCUCCAGAGCAGCAGCAGGGCCGCAGCCCCCGCGCUGCCUGCGGGAGGGGCGCGGCCUGGUCACGUGACGCUCGCAGCAGCCCGGCCCUGGUCACAUGGGCCGCGGCCACUGCGUCAGUCCCAGUCCCGGCUGCGGGAGUCGAGUCGUCGCCGCCGCCGCCGCCACCGCCGCCCCCAGCGGACGGGGCGGGGAUCUUGGUGCCAGGGCCCCGUCAGCCCGCCCCCGCCUCAGUCACCCGUCCGGGGCUCGGCCGGGCCGUCAUGGAGCGGGGCGGAACCCUGGCGUCCGCGGUGUGAGGUGCGCCGCCUCGGCUCCCCGUGGCCUCCGGAUCGGCCGCUGCCCCUCGCCCCAGGCAGCCGGUCGCCGCCUCCUGGGCGGGCCCGAAUGCGCGUCCGGUGAAGGUGCAGGCCGGGCGCCGCCGCCGCCGCAGCCGCGGUCGGGAAAUGGUUCGGGCCUAGCGGAGCGGGGACUGGAGGGAAUCUAGAACAACAGCAAAGCUGAGGUCAAACUGCCAUAAGGAUGGACAUCAAAGAAGCUGUGUUUGGGACAAAAAGAAAUCAAGAUAAGCAACAUGAACCGUGAAGACCGGAAUGUGCUGCGCAUGAAAGAAAGGGAAAGGCGGAAUCAGGAAAUUCAGCAGGGUGAAGACGCCUUCCCACCUAGUUCUCCUCUCUUUGCUGAGCCAUACAAAGUCACUAGCAAAGAAGAUAAGUUAUCAAGUCGGAUUCAGAGCAUGCUUGGAAACUACGAUGAAAUGAAGGAUUACAUAGGAGACAGAUCGAUACCAAAGCUUGUUGCAAUUCCCAAGCCUGCAGUACCAACGACCACAGACGAGAAAGCAAACCCAAAUUUUUUUGAGCAGAGACAUGGAGGAUCUCAUCAGAGUAGCAAAUGGACUCCUGUAGGCCCCGCCCCCAGCACCUCUCAGUCUCAGAAACGCUCCUCUGCCCUGCAGAGUGGACACAGCAGCCAACGGAGUGGUGCAGGAGGGAGUGGCGCCAGCAGCAGUGGCCAGAGGCAUGACCGUGACUCCUACAGCAGUAGCAGGAAAAAAGGCCAGCACGGCUCAGAGCACUCCAAAUCUCGAUCCUCAAGCCCUGGAAAACCCCAGGCUGUUUCUUCAUUAAGUUCUAGUCAUUCCAGGUCUCAUGGGAAUGAUCACCAUAGCAAGGAACAUCAGCGCUCCAAAUCACCUCGGGACCCUGAUGCCAACUGGGAUUCUCCUUCCCGCGGACCUUUUUCAAGUGGGCAACAUUCAAGUCAGUCUUUCCCACCUUCUUUGAUGUCAAAAUCUAGUUCAAUGUUACAGAAACCCACUGCCUAUGUACGGCCCAUGGAUGGACAGGAGUCUGUGGAACCAAAGCUGUCCUCUGAGCACUACAGCAGCCAGUCUCAUGGUAAUAGCAUGACUGAGCUGAAGCCCAGCAGCAAAGCACAUCUCACCAAGCUGAAAAUUCCUUCCCGACCUUUGGAUGCAUCGGUUUCUGGUGAUGUAAGCUGUGUAGAUGAAAUACUUAAAGAGUCGCAACAGUCUAACUUUGGCCCUGGAGAACAAAAAAGAUACAGUACUGCUAAAACAUCAAAUGGACACCAGUCAAAAUCUAUGUUAAAAGAUGACUUAAAACUAAGCAGCAGUGAAGACAGUGAUGGGGAACAGGAUUGUGAUAAGACAAUGCCAAGGAGUACACCAGGAAGUAACUCUGAACCUUCACACCAUAACAGUGAGGGAGCAGACAACUCCAGGGAUGACUCGAGCAGCCACAGUGGAUCUGAGAGCAGCUCUGGGUCUGACUCGGAGAGUGAGAGCAGCUCCAGUGACAGUGAGGCUAAUGAGCCGUCGCAGAGCGCAUCUCCUGAGCCUGAACCACCACCAACAAACAAGUGGCAACUUGAUAAUUGGUUGAAUAAAGUGAACCCACAUAAAGUAUCCCCAGCUUCCUCUGUAGACAGCAACAUCCCAUCUUCUCAAGCCUACAAGAAAGAAGGCCGGGAGCAGGGCACUGCCAGUAACUACACAGAUCCAGGGGGGACAAAAGAAACGAGCUCUGCCACCCCAGGACGAGACUCUAAAACCAUCCAAAAGGGAUCAGAAAGUGGCCGUGGGAGGCAGAAGUCUCCUGCACAGAGCGACAGUACCACUCAGAGGAGAACUGUCGGCAAAAAACAACCCAAAAAACCUGAGAAGUCAGCUGCUGAAGAGCCUCGUGGAGGCCUGAAGAUAGAAAGUGAGACCCCUGUGGACAUGGCUGCCAGCAUGCCCUCCAGCAGGCACAAAGCAGCCACCAAGGGCUCGAGGAAACCCAACAUCAAAAAGGAAUCAAAAUCUUCUCCUCGACCUACGGCAGAGAAGAAGAAGUACAAGUCAGCCAGUAAACCGUCCCAGAAGUCUCGGGAGAUCAUAGAGACUGACACCUCGUCCUCAGACUCGGACGGCAGCGAGAGCCUGCCUCCCUCCUCACAGACUCCUAAGUACCCUGAAAGCAACAGGACUCCUGUCAAACCCUCCUCAGUGGAGGAAGAAGAUAGCUUUUUUCGGCAACGAAUGUUCUCUCCUAUGGAAGAGAAGGAGCUCCUUUCCCCACUCAGUGAGCCUGAUGACAGGUAUCCACUCAUUGUGAAGAUUGACCUCAAUCUUCUGACUCGAAUACCCGGGAAGCCUUACAAAGAAACAGAGCCACCCAAGGGGGAAAAGAAAAAUGUUCCAGAGAAACACUCGAGAGAGGUGCAGAAGCAAGCCUCAGAAAAGGCUUCCAACAAAGGCAAGAGGAAACACAAGAAUGAUGAUGAUACCCGAGCCAGUGAGAGCAAAAAACCCAAAACAGAGGACAAGAACUCAUCAGGCCACAAGCCAUCCAGCAGCAGAGAGUCAUCUAAGCAGAGUAGUACAAAAGAAAAGGACUUGCUACCUUCACCUGCUGGGCCCAUUCUUUCAAAAGAUUCAAAAACAGAGCAUGGUUCUCGGAAGAGGACUGUCAGUCAGUCGUCGUCCUUAAAGUCCAGUGGGACCAGCAGCAAAGAGAACAGUGGCAGCAGCAGCAAGAGCAGCUCCUCCUCCACAGCGAAGCAGAAGAAGACUGAAGGCAAGGGUCCCAGCAGCUCCAAGGAGGCCAAGGAGAAGGCUCCAAAUAGCUCCUCUAAUUGUCCUCCGUCUACACCAACUUCUGAGUCUUCGAAGCCUCGGAGAACAAAGCUUGCCUUUGAUGACAGAAAUUAUUCAGCAGACCAUUAUUUACAAGAAGCAAAAAAACUCAAACACAAUGCAGAUGCUUUGUCUGACAGGUUUGAGAAAGCCGUGUACUACCUUGAUGCUGUAGUGUCUUUCAUUGAGUGUGGGAAUGCAUUAGAGAAGAACGCUCAGGAAUCCAAGUCCCCAUUCCCUAUGUACUCAGACACGGUGGAGCUCAUUAAGUACACUAUGAAACUAAAGAAUUAUUUGGCACCAGAUGCUACAGCUGCAGACAAGAGACUCACAGUACUUUGCCUGAGAUGCCAGUCAUUAUUGUACCUGAGGCUGUUCAAACUGAAGAAGGAGAACGCUCUCAAGUACUCCAAGACGCUAACUGAGCACCUGAAGAAUUCUUACAGUAAUUCUCAAGCACCUUCACCCGGCUUGGGGAGCAAAGCUGUUGGGAUGCCCUCCCCUGUUUCUCCAAAACUGUCACCAGGCAAUUCUGGAAGUUACUCUUCUGGGGGAAGUAGUGCUUCAGCAAGUGGUUCUUCAGUGACCAUUCCACAGAAAAUCCACCAGAUGGCAGCAAGCUAUGUCCAGGUUACAUCUAACUUCCUCUAUGCCACAGAAAUUUGGGACCAAGCUGAACAGCUUUCCAAAGAACAAAAAGAAUUCUUUGCUGAACUGGACAAAGUGAUGGGCCCUCUCAUCUUUAAUGCAAGCAUCAUGACAGAUCUGGCUCGUUACACCCGGCAGGGACUGCAUUGGCUUCGGCAGGAUGCCAAGCUGAUAUCUUGAACUGAACAUACUCUCGUUGCCUCUGAUUUUUUUCCACAACACUGUGUCACAUCACAAAGGAAAACUGCCAUAACACACCACCUAGUCGACACUAAGAAUGAGGAAUGGUUUUCUCCUCUUUGGUUUAUGUUGUUGUUUCUAUAACCCAAAGCUAUCAUAUCAAUUGACCCUUUGAAGAGUCCCAAUGUGACAAGUAUUUAAAUGCUUCUAAACCUUCAGUACAUCAGCAAGAUGGUUUUAGUAAUUGGAAUUCCAGUUGCAAUUCAUAAAUAAUCAAGUAAAAUUCUAUUUAUUUUCAUUUUUUUUCAAGUUCCCAGAUUGGAGCUUGUUUAAAGCUUAGUAUUUCUGCCUAUAAAUUUAUUCUGUUAAUAUUUAGCAUAAACUUAAUGUAGGCAUUUUAUUUAUAUAUUUUGGGAGCUGUGUUACUUAAUGUCUUCUAAGAUAAGAGUUGGCUUGUCCAAGACAGGACUUGUUCUCUCUACAGCUACUCACCUAUGUUCUUUCAAGUCUUACUACAGUUUUAUUAUUGUAGGAUUUAUGCUUGGUAUUAAGGAUGCUCUUCCACAUGUGAAAAGUCAUUUAAACAUGAGAAGACGGCAUUCUGCAUGGGUGCAGAAAUGGAGUGGGUCUGGUUUAGUAUGCAUUAUUUCAAAACUGUGAAUGUGUGUUAGUAACACUAGCAAUCACAAGGUGACUACAUUGCAUCUAAUGCAUUACAAAAAAGCAGAUAGAUUUGCUGGGGAAGCACUGAAUGGCUUCAUAAAGGACAAUCUUAAACUAUGAGUUUGUUAAAACCUUAUAUUCUUUUUUGUUUUACUCAUUUGACACUUGAUUGAAACAGAGUAAAUUACUCCUAAAAACAGUGAUCCAGUUUCUGAAGGCUGCAGCCUGUAUUCAUUGCUAAUGUUUGAAGGUUAAAGUCUGUGGAUUUCCCCUAUGGUGGAGAGAUUGUGAUGCUCAGAUCUGACAGUUCAGGAACUGGAGCUUGAAAGGAGGUGUCCCAAUGUCUAAUGUGGAGAAAAUUAAUUUCUCUUUCCAAAGAUCCUCAUCAAUGAUGUAUGCUUUUGACAGGAUCAGAAAACUCACAGUAGCAGCUGAGCAUGGUUUUGUAUAUCUGUAAUCCCAACACUGGGGAGGGAUAUCAGGAGGGUCAGGAGGUCAGAAUCAUCCUCAAGCUACAGAAAGCUAGACAGUGAGUUUGGGGCUAGCCUGAGCUACACAAUCCCUUGUCACAUUAAAGAAAGAAAAUGUAUACUAGGAAAGUACCAAACUUGGCUCAUUGUGAGCUUUCUUGGAAAGGGGGAGAUGAUAGAGACAGGGCUUAGGAAGCCAGCUCUGUAACAGUUCCUUAUCAAACUACUGUUCCCGCAAGGUGCGCAUAGCAGUGAAGGGCGAGGAUGUCUCUCUUCCUCUAUACUUCUUUUUAGUGACCCCGUCAUGUCUGGUGUGCCUUAAAUCUUAACUUUAAAUGAUAACUCUAUGGAUUGUUUACAGAUAAAGUUUUAUGCUGGGACCAGAUUAGCCAUGCAUGGUUGGUCCUCUACAAUAAUAAUUUCAAAUCCUCUUUGAUUUUAAAUCUUCUUUUAGAGUCACAUUAAGACUCCUUCAGAAAAGCUAGUACUUUGGUACCUGAUUUAGUGUAAUCAAUUGGGUAUAAUGCUGCUUCAAAAAAUGGCUUUUCCUUCUCAUUCCAAAAAUCCAUCCAAUUAGGGAGAAAAAUCCCCUGUUAGCAGAUGAUUGUUGAGACUUGAAUGGAAAGGAGGAAGAGGGGAUAGCAACCUUCACGCAGCAGUGUCGCAAAUCCUCUCUGACUCCUUCACCACCUGUUUCUGAAGAUAGUGAACUUUGUCCUGCAGUCUCAUAUCUACAGAGCUUAACUGCUUUGUGUCUCAUUAUUUUUACAUAGUGUUGAGGGUUGAUACCUAUAGCUUAUGCUGAAUUGAACAUUUUUCCCUUGGAGAAAUUGCCUCUGUACCUUCCUACUUUAAUCGUAGUGUAUUUACGGAAUGCUUCUUCAGAGGCCAUCGGUUCCUCUCUUGUGCUAGUAACCUCCAUGGUCUAACAGCUGUGUGUCCUGUCCUUGCCUCUUCUCUCUCACUCUGGCUUCUCCAUUUCAGGGAGGCCUUAGAAGUAGAGCAAGCACCCUCUCCCUGUGCUUUCAGCCCCGCUGCUGCAGUUCGGGGCUCUGCUUUCCAGCUCUGGGCUGUGUGCAGCGCAUUCUAGUGCGCCUCUGACGUCAUGCUAAAGCAGAGUUUCCUACGUGUUCAUGGUGCUGCUUUAAGAUGUUUUCCCUUUAAAACUGUCAGUUCUUGGAGAAUGAAAUGGUUGAACCUUUCAUUGUGGAGGAUUUUCCUCACCACAUAGAAAUGGGCAAUGGAUCAAAAUCUGAUCCUAAGCGAUUGCAUUUUUGAUGUCAUAGUGUGUGAGAAUACACUCUGUGUCUCUUCUCAGAUGUUUUGUCUCAGUCAUGUCCAGCACAUACCUUGGACUCCUUUACAAGUGACCAUCCCUCCCUCUCGGUAGGUGCCCUCAGUGUUUUUUAGCCAUUUAAAGCUGAUUUGACAAGUGGCUACAAACUUAGUCUGAAACUUGUAUUCACUCUAUAGUUAGUAAUAGAAAUAGCAACUAUUGUUAAUGCUCAGUUCACUGCUCUUAAGAUCACAUUUCUAUGGCAGGAGGCAGCAGCAUGCACCAUUGGACUCUGGACAGGUGAUCACAGGAUCACAGUGAUGCAGCUGUCACAGUAGUCCUGCCUGGGAGAGGCUGGGCUGUGGGAGCACUCCCCUCCAUGCAUUCAAGAUUACACAGCCUAGCCCAUGUCCCAUUCUGGCUGGAGAACACCCAGCCCUUUCCUUGCUCAGUGACACCUUUUUCUGGGCAAGAAGUUAUGAAGUCACUUUAUUAUCUGUAAGUGCUUCAAAUAAAGUCACAGAGCUGCUGAAGGGAGAAGGUUGACCACUACUGAUUUAAUUCUCCACUGUCAAAGCAAUUCAGAGUAAUGUGUGCAUGCGUCCACAGUUGCUGUUUUUUCUGGGAAGCUCUUGCACUAGGGAUUUACAGGCACCUGGGCUGCACUUUGAAUGACACACUUGUGGCUUUAGAGUAGCUGUUAUUGUUUUGUUUUAAAAUUGUUCUUCGUUUCUUUUCAUUAAUGGUUUAAUCAGCUAGAUUAGAAAGCAUCAUUUGUAUUUAACAGCUGAAACUUUGGUACGUUGACGGUUAUCGAGUGAGCUUGCAUUGUGUAGCCAGGGCCUACAGAGGCUCUUGUCAGGAAUACAAGCACUGCCUGGAGCUGGUGCUCAGAGGAGCUUCUAGUGCAACCAGGAAUAGCUCCGUGGGGUGAUGCCUAGCUCAAUUGAGAAGGGGGAUGCUGUACACUCUUCUAGGUAUGAGGGUAUGCGACUUUGGAUCUUAAAAUUAUGUACACAUACACACUUUAUAUAUAUGUACGUAUGUAUGUAUGAAAACAUGGAAUUAGUUUGUCAAAAAUGUGUGUGUUUAGUAUUUUAGCUUAGUGCAACUAUUUCCACAUUAUUUAUUAAAUUGAUCUAAGACACUUUGUUCUUGGCACCUUGAAUAUUAACAUUCAAGGAUGCAAUGUGUAUUCCUUUAGAUUGUUAAAGCUUAAUUACUAUGAUUUGUAGUAAAUUAACUUUUGAAAUAUAUUUGAGCCCUUCUGUAGUAUAAUAGGGCUCUUACAGGGUGGGAAAGAUUUUAAUUUUCCAAUAGCUAAUUGAACAAAAUGGCUUCAUUGUAUAUUUUGAUUUAUAGGAGUCUGUAAGGUGUCUGGGUCCCAAGGACAUCUACUGAGGAUGACUGUUUUAGGUGGGUGGAAUGGUGUUUAGACUAUACCUUAGUGACUUGGAAAGCCAGAGCACCUAGUUCAAAUCCGGACUCCUAUAACUCAUUCCUCUAGGAUGUGGAAUACAAAUCCCAUCCAGCUUCACAUUUCAAUUAGAGAGGCAGACUUCUUUUCCAGUAAUAUUGUACACCUAGUGUUGCUAUGAGUAAAAUCAGUAGGAAAAAUACUGAGAAGGUCUGGGAAGACGCACUGACUAGGCCAGCGGUCACAUUUGUAAAUGUACCUUUCCCAUACCUUCCAGUGGAGGCAUUCAGCUGCGACUUUUCAGACCCUAAAACCAAGCCAGGGAGGAGGAACACAUGUUUAAGGUUAGAGAAGGCCAGGAGUGCGGGUGCAUACCCUGAGGCAAAGGCCAUCCUUUGCUAGAUAGAGAACCUGAGAUGCUGAGACCCAUUGGUGAACCAGUGUGGUAGUGCAUGCUUUAAUUCUAGCACUUGGACUGUCAGUUUGAGACCAGCAUGCUCUACACAGAGAGACCCUGGGAGAAAGCAAAGUGUAGUAAGAGGAUGCCAUUCUGCAGAACUCGUGUUAAUUACAUGAACCCCAUGGUUAACUAAAAAGAACUUACUGUUCCCAGAGCCAGGGAAUAGAAAAGAAGCUACACUUCUCUUGUAAAUGGUAUUUAGAACAAGGUGUUCGGGUAAAGUCUCAACUAGUCAGAGGUUUCAGCAGCUUAAAUUGCUAAUAUUUAAGAAGUUGAUUUUCAGGAAUGUCUGCCUGUGCCUCUCUCCUUGCUGCCAUUGAUCAGCUCAGCAGGAAUCAUCAUCUUUAAACGUGGAGAAAGCUCUCAGAUGAGCGUGGACAAGCUCCCACCCAGAAGUCCUAAUGAUACUUGGUUUUGACUGUGCUGCUUCUGUGUUAGGUUUCUUCUCAGCUUUUAGCCACUGGGGUUUUCUGCCUGUUCUGUACCUCUCUAGAAGAUGUCGACUUGGAAGUGCUGCCUUUCACACCAGUGCCAUGGUGUCCAUAUAGUUGAGCUUGUUGCUGAUCCAGAGGUGUCCCCUUUAUGCUCACACCUGGCACAUCACUGACAUGAGCAUUCAACAGUACAUGGGUGAGGGUAGAGGUGGGGCUAGCCAACAGCCCUGGCUCAAUUGGCAGGGCCUGCAAAGGCCCCACUUGAGGGCCAGACACUAGGUUGGUAAGCACAGUUAGGGAAAUUUCUACCUAACCUCCGUUUUGAAUGAUUCUGAGAAAUUUUAUAUAUGGAGGAUGGAAAUGCUUAUAUAUUUAUUGAAGAUCUUUUUAUUUGAAAUUAAAAUCAUUUGGUAAAUAAUGGUUUGAUAUUUGGGGAGGGUUUUGGAGGGAAGUAACAUGGUUGAUAAAUUACAGGCCUGAUGACUCCCCUGAAGGGCGCUGUUGCUGAUGGAGAGAGAGGCCUUUAUCUUGUACAUGAUCCAAUCUUUGUCUUAGGUUUCUUUUAUCCAAAAUAUCUAGGCAUCUGACACUUUCAACCAAAAUUUCAAUUAUAUACUGUGAUUUUUAUUUGUUGCAAUACGUUAAAUUUCAGAGGUACUUUGGGGCUCAAGAGCUAGGAUUUCUAAGUCAGUAUGUGCAUUUCACAUAAUAAGCUGUUAAUGGUGAGCAAAGUAUUAUAUACUAACUAGAUUUUCCACAUCUGUAUAGUAUAUUAUAUGUAUUUUGUGGUAUUGAGAUUAUAGAAAGUUUAGAGUGUCAAACAUGCGUUUAAUGUGUAUUUUUAAACAAAUUUAUGGCAAUUAAAAUAUUUGGAGACAAGGGUAUCACAUUUCAAUUUGUAAAACUCUUUUUAACUCUACUGUGUCAUUACAAUGCUUUGUAUAAUGCCAAACCAUAGCUGGAGAAACUAAGUUUAAUAAAUAUCAGCUAGCUUUUCUGUA